AUAAUCUAACGUGUUCAUAGAUAAAAUUUCUAUAACAUUAAAUUAUAAGCUAAUUAGCAUUGAACAUUAUCGGAACAGUUGUGAGGACGUCUCUAGCUUCGAUAACGAGAGUUUCAUGGUAGUUAAUUAAUAGACAAGCGGUUUAAAAACAAUCAUGAAAAUGAGAAAAGAUCCAGUUAAUGUAUGGAGUUGGUGUAUUAACGUGACAAUAAACGUGUUAACUCGUAUCAUACUUAUCAUAAUAACAGACGUUUUGUAUCAUUCGUUUGUGUUGGCGGAGAUUUUGUUGAAUAAUUCUAGUUUCUUAUAUCCGGAGUGGAUCUCCCUUGCGUUUAAUAGUAUUGGUGACAAUGUGAACAAAGUAACGUUUGUUAUGUUCAAUGUAAUCACAUCGAAGGUCGUGAUGCUGAACGGUUUCAUGAGGAGAUGUCUCCGCUUCCUGGUGUCCCUCCUGGCCAUCUUCGUCCUUCCAACCACAUAUAUAGUUAACAUCAAGCGAAACAGAAAAUGUCCUCCACCAACCAACCCCAUACUGUACAAAUCCGCCACUACCCUGGCCAUGAUGAUCAGAACUAAACAAAUCACAUCAGAAGAGGUGGUGAAGUCCUAUAUUGAAAGAUGUAAAGAAGUUAACCCAUACUUGAAUGCUAUCGUUGAACCACGGUACGACCUAGCUUUGAAAGAGGCGAAAUGCAUCGACAAAAUGAUAGCAUCCAACGACCGCACCCCAGAAGACCUGGCCAAAGAACAUCCUCUUUUGGGAGUUCCUUUGACGGUCAAGGAGAGCAUUGCUGUUGAAGGGAUGAGCAACGACUGCGGCACGAUACACCACAAGCGUCAACCUGCUACGCGAGACGCUGACGUGGUCCGCGCAGUACGAGCUGCUGGCGCUGUGAUAAUAGCUGUCACUAACACGCCCCAGCUGUGCAUGAACUGGGAGACAUACAAUAACGUCACCGGACUCACAAUGAACCCGUACGACCAGAGGCUAACCACUGGCGGAUCCUCUGGUGGAGAGUCUGCAUUAAUUUCGUCAGCAGCUUCAGUAAUUGGAAUGGGUUCUGAUAUCGCAGGUUCGCUUCGGCUUCCACCUAUGUUCAAUGGAAUUUUUGGACAUAAACCUACUCCGAAACUUAUAUCUAUCCAGGGUCACGUUCCAGAUUGUUUAGAAUCUGAAUUCGAGGAAUACUUCGCUCUCGGACCCAUCACGAGAUACGCUGAAGAUCUGUCUCUAAUGUUAAAAGUCUUAAGACAACCUAAUGGUCCUGAUGUACCAUUGGACAAACCUGUGGAUCUCACACGUUUAAGGUUCUAUUACAUGGAAGGUGACUGCAGCAAUGUCACUGAUAACAUUGGUUCGGACAUGAAAAAAGCCCUUUACAAAGCCAAAGACUACAUUAAGUCUACUUAUAACGUAGAAGUUGAAGAGCUCAAAAUACCAAACAUAGAACAUAUGUGGGAGAUAAGUGUGAGGGUUUUACUGAAGGUGAAUCACGUACAGAACAUCUAUACAGACCCGGAAAAAAGAGACCAGUGGGUAUCAGUGUGGCCCGAGGUGUUGAAGAAGAUGGUAGGCAUGUCGGAUCAUUCGUUCACGUCAGUUUUCUAUGGACCAGUCAAGAAGUUCUUUGAUGCUUUACCAAACAGCUAUUAUGAGCAGCUGCUAAAGGUUUUCGAACAAGUUAAGACUGAUUUCAGCGAAGCUCUAUCUGACGACGCUGUGUUACUGUUUCCGACAUAUCCCUACCCGGCUCACAAACAUUACAGAAUAUUCUACAGAUUCUUGAACUGCGGCUACCUAACAAUAUUCAAUGUUUUAGGACUACCCGCUACUGCUUGUCCUUUAGGUCUAUCAGAUAAGGGUCUUCCUGUAGGAAUACAAGUUGUUGCUAACAAAUGCAAUGAUCAUCUAACACUAGCAGUGGCGAAAGAAUUCGAAAAGGCUUUUGGCGGCUGGUCGCCCCCCAAUAAGGAUCUUUUAAACAGUGUAAAAACUGCGUGAAAAAUAAUAAUCUGAGAUAUUUUGUGAUUGUAUUUUAGUGUGUAUAUAAUCCAAACUGUAAAUAAAAUUAAUUAUUUUACUUAUAUAUAGAAAUAAAAUAUUUUUUUACACUUUGCGGA
This is a messenger RNA of Danaus plexippus (monarch butterfly), 2121 nucleotides long. Its product is annotated as fatty-acid amide hydrolase 2-B-like. The record is from RefSeq and is a predicted model, not a curated record. The coding region runs from base 155 to 2002 and encodes 615 amino acids. The transcript has 9 exons. Lineage: Eukaryota; Metazoa; Arthropoda; Insecta; Lepidoptera; Nymphalidae.